AUGCUUUCUAAAAAAAGAAAAAAAGGUAAAAUCUCAGUUUAUAACAGUAAUUCUUCAUCAUCGCCAUCAUCAUCACCAUCAGUAGUAAUAGCUAGCAAUAUUAAUCUGUUGUCACAGAUUUUACUCCGUUUACCUUUGAAAUAUCUGCUUAUAUUCAAAUCUGUAUCAAAACAAUGGCUUUCUCUCAUACAAGAACCUUAUUUCAAUCACAAAUACUGUCUUCAAAACCCUCACUUAUCAGUCCAAGGAUUGUACUGGAAUGAAACCGAUUUAGGUGAAGACCGGCAAGAACCCGUGUAUGAGUAUAUCAAUCUUAAGGGGGAUGAGAAUGGUCGUUAUGUCCCAUUUAAAAGCAUUGCAUUGGAUGAUAGAUUUGUACUUGCAAAUGAUAGUAAGAAAUGUAUUUACUACAUCUUUGAUCCGUUCACAAAGAAAUACAGUAUUUUACCGAAAUCCAUACUAAGAAAGGGUGGGUUUACUUUUGCUGGCAAUGUUAACUUGGUUUACGAUUCACUCCGGUCACCAUAUUACAAAGUUAUAUGCUUAUGGGAUGUCAAAGAAAGGGAUUUUAAGAAAAGAAUCGAAGUCUACUCUUCGGAAACCAAGUCUUGGAAGCUUUGUGGUUGUGGAAAUGAGUAUAUAUUGCCUAAUUUGAUAGGAAAAUUUUCUGGUGUGUCGUGGAAUGGUAUGUUGAAUUGGCUUGCUUGUGGUGAUCAAUCUUUGGUUUAUUUUGAUAUUGAUCGAGAAGUAAUUGGGGAAGUGCCUCGGCCUCUCCAGGAGCUUGAUUAUCAAAGGUACUUUAGGAAGUACAGAAUUAAUAACUUUGACGAGUAUGGUGGCCACUUGUUUUGUGUGGAGGUUUCUCUUAAGAUAUGUUCACACUUGGACAUAAUGGAAAUGGACACCGAUUACACGGGUUGGAGUGUGAAGUACAAAGUGGAUCUGCAGGGACCAGUAGUUUCUGAUCCAAUUUUUGGUUAUAUUCGUGGUUACAAUUUAAUAUCCUUUCAUGAAGAAGUAGAAGAUUCACCGAGGUUAAUACUACUAAUACAUGAUAGGAAAAUGGUCAUCUCAUAUGAUCUUAAAAAUGCGAACUUUCAAGAACUCUUUCAUGUAGCAGCACCACGACAUUAUGCAAUGGAAGGUUGUUUAUACCUAAAAAUAUUUCCGGGCACUAAACAUGAUGAUUUUGGUGAUGAUGAGGAAAACAGGGUUUAA
Messenger RNA from Papaver somniferum (opium poppy), 1218 nucleotides. Its product is annotated as F-box protein At5g07610-like. NCBI's taxonomy places the organism in Eukaryota, Viridiplantae, Streptophyta, Magnoliopsida, Ranunculales, Papaveraceae. The transcript has 2 exons. Bases 1 to 1218 code for a protein of 405 amino acids. The record is from RefSeq and is a predicted model, not a curated record. Gene Ontology annotation, molecular function: protein binding.